AUCUAUUGAUCUACAGUAAAAACUCAUGAGAGGCGGGAAGUGAUUAUCUGAAACCAUAUUAAAGGAUAUUUUCACAUUGUCAGCGAUGUAACAUGGUGUAUGUAGAUGGUCUUGGCGUUUGUAGCUUGGGAAAUGGGGGCUUUCCCCGCCAAUUUCGGAUACAGGCUUCAAUUAUUAUAUAAGAGGCUGUUGUGUACCGAUAGUAGGCCUUAGCACUAUUCCUCAGUGAACAUAAUGGCAUCCUGCGGUGCAGUCGUAAAGUCCCAUGUUAGCACUAGACUUACGACGUGCUUCAAGCUUCAGCCUGACCUUCUUCGACACAAGAGCCGAGGUCUUCCUGGAGUGCCGCCAGGUGGCAGCAUAUGCUUCGUAUCUUUGUCCGAUAACGGUGCUUUGAAGUGCGGUAAGGGCGCGCGGUGAGGGUAACGCGCAUAGCGGUAAUGGUGGUGCUUUUUCGCCAUUCUUGUGGGUCAAACCCGGCCUACAGAUCUUCGCAACGCGCCAUCUUGGAAUUCUCCCCAGCCAUAAGAUGUUGCGCACAGACGUCGUUGUGUCACGAUACCUGUUGGUAGUGGUAGCUACGUCAGCUAUUCAUUUUUCGUGAUGUGAUUCCUAGAGGAUGUAACCUACUAAGGUUGAAGUGUAAGGUGUCAGGAUGAAACCCCCAGAUAUCCUGAGGGGUGUAUUACUAUUUUAUCUGUGUUACUUAGGAAUAUUCGUAAGAGAUGCAUCGUCCCAACAAGGACCUUCAAGGUCGUUUCGACCUCUAUCUCGGCCACCACCGCCAUUGCUCAAUAUCUAUGUGCCAAGCAUGUCCAAGGCGACCCUGCCAGCGGAGCAUGCAACUACCAGGAAUGAGGUCGUAUCAAAGAAAUCUUCAGUCGUCGAAGUCAAUCCGUAUGCCCAAUCAGUUGUCGUGAACAGCACUUCACCAUCAGCAGAUGCGGGCGCAGGUGAUGUCGUUACGCAAACUUCGGUGCAAGCUACUGUCACCGAACAAAAGGAGACCCCAGACGACAAAUUUGCAGCUGAGGAAAACGCUGAAAUUGUGACGAAGACAUCAGUGCAAGGUUCCAUCGUCGAGCUUGGACCUCAAGGUCCGAGCGGCGGUUUGGUUGAUGGUGUCGGUGAUGCGGAGGACGUGACCCGAACUUCUCUCAAGGUCAGUGGCGUGGAACUUGGAGAAAAUGGGGAAGUUGUUAGCUCGUUACCUGAGGACAAUCUGCAAGACGCUGUUACGCAGACGUCGAUUAAGUUUACUCAGCAAGAGGUGCAAGAAGACAGUGAGCAAAAGCGAACAUUAAAUAGUACAGGCCUUUCUGGCGACUUGAAAACUGGAGUAGAAAAUAUUCAAGAGAUACUUAAACAAAUACAAAACGAAGUCGGUGAAGCACAAGUACUCUACGUGGCUGAUCCUAAAGCAAAGAAGGGUGUUCGUAUCGCACACCAGCCAACGGAGUUACCAACUGUAACAGCUGCGCCCCCCGUAUAUAACGCUGAGAACGAGGAUGACGAUUAUGAUAACAAAAACUUCCCGCUACCGCUUGCAACAACGCCGAUUUCCAUUGUGAAACUAAAGAAACUCAAGAUUCCGAAAAAGCGUCCAUCGGUCGUGCGAACCCGACCUAUGAGACUACGCGACAAAGAGGUCGAUGGCGUCGCGGUUGCGCCUAUCAAAAGCAGGCAGCCAAAGCAGGACAGGCCUGCUUUUGGUAUUUUUACACGUCCCAAAAAACCGACUGGCGCACCGGGAGUUCGGACGGUGCGGCCCAUUGUGAAAAUUUUUGACCGCGCCAGAGACCGACCCAAGUCUAAACAGUUUCAGCCAGUGAGGAUUCGUAAGCCUGGAAAGCGAAUCACUACCGCGAAGCCUGAACGAAAACCAUAUCCUUUCGGCCCUCCAAGAUCUGCUCCUUCACUACCGUCCGCACCAUCCGGUCCAUCUUUGGCUGAUUUCGAAGAGCUGUACCGUCGCCAGAAAGGACAGCACAAAGGGUACGAGACUUCGACGUAUCGAACGGUUGAAGAAGAUGUUCCAGAUGAUUUUGGAGAGCCCGACCUGCAAGUCCCACUGGUAUAUUAUGAGGGGCAAACGAAAAUCAUCGAUGGAUGGGAAUGGUCCCCCUAUUUAGACGAUAGAAAUACGAAGGAAUUUAAGUACUUAGCAUUUCACGUAAAACAGCAACUAAAGUCAUUUCUUGACGAUACACGCUACGGUGAUUUCCUCAAUUAUAUUCUCAUCGACGGAUUUAGUAAAGGGGUUGAAGUUGAUUUCUUCCUCGUGUUUUAUCAGACAGAGCCGAUGAUUGAUGAUCAAGAACUCACUGAAGAUGUGCGAGAUGUGAUGGCGUAUAAAUCUGACAACGACUUCGAAUUUGUCCUCGACCCCAAUAUGACAUCAUUCAAAUUCAAAUACGUGAAAACGCCUGCUUCCGAACUCCUUGUCGAACCUCCUCUACUACCAAACUGGGCAAUUGCAAUGUUGGUGUUUGGCUUCGGCUCACUGGUUCUUAUUGCUGGUUCACUUAUCAUGGCAAAUAAUUUCCGCUCCAAUCGACGACUGAAGGACAUUAAAAAGAAAAAACUAAACGAAAAAGAACUUCAGCUACAGAUGACAAGUAUACCUCACCGUUACUCUGAAGCAGUAAAAAAAAGUAAAGAGGCAGGAAAAAGCGGCAAGACAGAACCUCUAGACACAAAGUCGUCGGGGUCGGCUCACUCUUCGAAAAGCUACUGCGGCUCUGUAGGAACGCUGGAUAAACGGCCUCCGAUGCUCGAACGUUACCAACGCGACUAUGGUGUAUAUAAGCAAACGAAUCCACCAUCGGAUCGCAUCUGCGGCGAGCACGAUGAUCACCGGCAACGGCGACGAAAAAACAAUGAGAAUCGCCGUCCGAAGAACGGCAAAUCACAACAGAAUCGAGGAGAAACCUGUAUGGACCCCGACCCUGCACCUCUGGGGGACGGCUACUCGACCAUAGGUUCACACUUUCCGAGUAGCUUUAAAAGUUUGUUACAGCCAUCGAAAUCCAUAUUGUAUCGACCAUCACGUUGAUGCUCAUUUGGGGUGAUAUGAUAAUGAUGGUGAUAAGGUUGCCGACGGCACUAGUAGUGAUGAUCGGCAGUGAUAGAAAUAACAACUUGCUUAAAAUGUAUGCGUGACCCAAUAUAUGAACUUUUACCGGGAAAUACUGUUACAACUUUGUUAUAGAGGCUAUAUAAUUAAUUAGCAUGUGUAUUUUAUAAAAUGGAAUAGGAAAGUAAAAGUAAGCUUGGUAAUGGAAGAAAAAUUAGGAAAAACGAAAGGAUUCAUAUAUGCGUGAAUAUAAUAUAAAAAUUAUCGACUGCUGCGCCCGUGCCUAAGCUGGUCUCAUAAAGUUCAAUUUACCUAGACCUUUAGAAGGUUCCAAAAUAUUCGCUAAUCAAACAAAUCUCAUAAGGGUUAAGUUCGGGUAAGAUUAUUCUAUGUCAAAAGUAUGCGGUAGACUUCACAUGAGCACGAGGGGUUCUCUGUUGUAUUUACAUCUAUCAAGAGAAUUCUGGGUUUUUAUAACAAACUGUAUGUCUGGUCGAUUAAGUAGUCAAUCUGCUAUAUUAAAAAAGCCCGAAGGGAGACGUAGCAACCACUUGGAACUGGUGCUUUUGUUGAAAAGAUUGUAACAACUAUCUUCGAUAAAAGGCAAAACAAUGAUACACGAUAGAGGCAAAGGCACAACAAGUCUCUUUUAGGGAAUGACGUGGGCCAAUCGCAUCAAUAAUGAAUAAACGAUAAGGAUAUUUAUUUAUUUAUGGACAGCUGUCUGCCACAUGACCAAGAUGGCGGAAACGACCUCGGUGGA
Messenger RNA from Varroa destructor (honeybee mite), 3839 nucleotides. RefSeq lists its product as uncharacterized. The record is from RefSeq and is a predicted model, not a curated record. NCBI's taxonomy places the organism in Eukaryota, Metazoa, Arthropoda, Arachnida, Mesostigmata, Varroidae.